Molecule: messenger RNA, 2286 nt
Organism: Drosophila innubila
Lineage: Eukaryota; Metazoa; Arthropoda; Insecta; Diptera; Drosophilidae
Product: protein MTO1 homolog, mitochondrial
Exons: 1
Coding region: 22-1998 (658 amino acids)
Biological process (GO): tRNA methylation; tRNA wobble uridine modification
Cellular component (GO): cytosol
Molecular function (GO): flavin adenine dinucleotide binding
Source: RefSeq, a predicted model, not a curated record
AGUCAUUACGAAAAGCGAGCAAUGCAGCAACUGCGGCAUUGUGCGAUCCGUGGUUUGGCCAGAAGUCGAUUUAACUCGACGAAAGCUCAUGGAGAUCUAUACGAUGUGGUUGUCAUUGGUGGCGGACAUGCGGGCACAGAGGCUUGUGCAGCUGCAGCUCGAAUGGGCGCCCGGACAUUGCUGCUAACCCAUAAACUGGAGACCAUUGGUGAGAUGUCAUGUAAUCCGUCGUUUGGUGGAAUUGGUAAGGGACAUCUCAUGCGCGAAGUGGACGCUCUGGACGGUGUUUGUGCCCGUUGUUGUGACGUCUCGGGAGUGCACUACAAAGUGUUGAAUAAACGACGCGGUCCAGCGGUGUGGGGACCUAGAGCACAGAUUGACCGUCAGCUGUACAAGCGGGCGGUGCAGCGGGAGUUAUUCGACACCGCUAAUCUGGAGAUACGGGCGGCGGGCGUAGACAACCUGUUGAUUGAGAAGGAUGAGGCCACUCAGGGCGGUGCACGCUGUGGCGGAGUCCUCUUGGAGAAUGGAGAGCUGGUUCGCAGUCGCACGGUGGUGCUUACCACGGGCACGUUUCUGCGCGCACACAUUAACAUUGGGCUGGAGGUGAGACCAGCGGGUCGUAUCGGAGACGCACCUGCCAAAGCUCUGGGCGAGGCACUGAACACACUGGGCUUCCGGAUGGGACGCCUGAAGACUGGCACUCCGCCACGGAUUGCCAGAAACAGCGUGGACUUUGCUCGGCUACAAAAGCACGACGGUGACGAUCCGCCCACGCCGUUCUCCUUCCUGAAUCGCGAAGUAUGGCUGCCAGCGGCGGAGCAGAUGCCAUGUUAUCUGACGUACACGACACCUCGGGUCAAUGAUAUUGUUCGGGACAAUCUGCACGUGAAUCGCCACGUGACAGAGGAGGUGACGGGGCCACGCUAUUGCCCUUCGAUUGAAUCAAAGGUGCUGCGAUUCGGCGCCAAGGUUCACCAGGUUUGGCUUGAGCCGGAAGGAUUCGAUAGCCCGCUUUGUUAUCCACAGGGCAUCUCGUGCACUCUGCCCCACGCCCAGCAAGUGGAACUGGUGCGGGCGAUCGCUGGUCUGGAGCGAGCUGAGGUUGUGCAACCCGGCUAUGGUGUGGAGUACGACUUCAUAGAUCCCCGCGAGCUCUAUCCCACGCUGGAAACGAAACGUGUGACGGGCCUAUUCUUUGCCGGACAGCUCAAUGGAACUACCGGCUACGAGGAGGCUGCAGCUCAGGGAAUUAUCGCAGGUGCCAAUGCGGCGGGCAGGACUCUGCACCCAGAUGGACGCCAACUAAAUAUAAGUCGCACUGAGGGAUACAUUGGAGUGCUAAUCGACGACCUGACUUCAUUAGGCACAAAUGAACCUUAUCGCAUGUUCACCAGUCGAGCCGAGUUCCGUCUGUCGCUGCGGCCGGAUAACGCCGACAUGCGUCUUACUCAAAAAGGCUAUGACUUCGGGCUGGUCAGUGAGCAGCGCUACCAGCACUUCCAGCGGACGGAGCACAAACUCAAGGCCGGCAUUGAGGCGCUCAAAGGACAGCAGAAGCACAGCAACUUCUGGCGCCAAGCACUAAACCUGCCCCAAUCCAAAGCAUCUAUUCAGAAGUCUGCUUUCGAUAUGCUCGGAGUGCCGGCGGACAACAUUACAGUAGAUCAUCUGAUAGACCUAUGCCCUGACGAGCUGGACUGGCUGCGUGACGAUGGCGACAUAGCGGCCAGGCUCAAAAUAGAGGCUCUUUAUGCCUUCUUCGUUGACGAGCAGCAGCGGGAUGUGGAGGAUGUGCGACGGGAGGAGCGACUUUGCAUACCAGCCGACAUCGAUUACUUUUCCAAGUCCUUGAGCUUGUCCAACGAGGAGCGCCAAAAGCUUGCCUUAAUACAGCCACAAACGAUUGCCGCUGCCAGUCGCAUUCAGGGCGUGACGCCUUCAACGAUCCUGCGGAUAUUAAAGCACGUCAAGAAGUCUGAAGCGAUUCAGGCAUAGUUCAGACAUUAGAAACUAUGGUUCCUGUAUAUUCGUUUAGCUUAGAUUUGUAAAUAUGUAUGUUUGUAAAGAAAUAGAUCGAAUAUAUGUUUAUGGAACUUUGUACAAAUGCAAAAUGUCUAAUCAAAAUUGAAUUUUUAAUAAGCAAAAUUUCCCACUGAAUCUUGGCAAGAUCAAGAUUCAGUUCAAACGCUUAUCCAAGUCGUGAAAUGCAACAAUAAUACAAAUAGUCAUUUAAAUCUCUUACGUACAGUUUAUUCAAUAAAAUCAUAAAUGCCUUAAAAGUAA